CUCACGAACAGUGUGCAGGAUUCAAGCUAUAAAAGAUACAACUCGUUCAUGAGAGAAACGAGUUGUCCGCGAUCUUCUCUCCAAUGAUGAACAUGCACCGUUAUUUCUGUUGGUCUUUGCCGAACUUUGUCUUCGCGACGCUUCUUAUCACUUUCAGCGCGGCAGAAGAGAUCUGUGACAAAUCGAAGUGUCCAGGUCCUCUGGCAUACUAUAAAGGCCUCGACUGUAAACCAGUGUAUAAUAAUACCAAUGAUUGCUGUCCUGAAUCAUUUGAUUGUAGCCAUUUAAAAAAUUUGUCUCGGGACAAAUGUUAUGUAAAUGGCAAUGAAUAUAGCAUUGGUGAAUCGUUGAAGGAUGAGGAUGCAAAUGCUUGCGAUAUAGGCUGCAUUUGCGCAGAAGGAUUUUAUGACAGAACGGCCAGAUUUUCGUGUGGAUACAUAUAUUGUCCGUCGUUGGGUCCCAAUGGAAAUUGUUUUUACAAAAAUGAUCAUGACAGCUGCUGUUCAAUAACGCGAGUUUGUUUGAAGGAAGGUGAAAAGAGGGCAACUUGUGAGGUUGAUGGCAGAACUUAUCAAGAAGGGGAACCUUUUCAACCAAAAUCUAAUCCAGAAUUGGAUUGUUACUGCAUGCCAGAUUACAAAGGUGAAAACGUUGCACCCUUCUGUAAGAAAUCAAAUCGCAGUUCCUGCAAUCCUUUAUUCGAUAGACCCUCUGACAUACAUGAAAAAUGUGUGCCCGUCUUUUACUUCGGUCAAAAUCCGCAAACUGAUUGCAAUGUUGGAACUAGAUGUCUAAAUGAAAAGGACACUGUUAUUCAUAAUCACGACACCGAAAAUGACGUGGAAACAGACGAGAGUAAAAUGUGCCGAUUUGGUAAUCUGACGAUGCACAUUGGAGACGAACUGAGCGAGAAUACUAGCUUCGAUUCCUAUUGUAUCAAAUGCGUAUGCGAAGUACCACCGAUUCCAACUUGUAAGCGCCGCGAAGAUAACGAAUGCGCCUUCGAGACAAUUACUGGUCCCAUUAUGGAUCCUAGUGCGCCAGGAGCUGCUUAAGAGUAACUGGUUAUUACGAAUUUUAGUCUUAAUAAAAGGAACGUCAUGUACUUUUGGAAAAUGAAAUGAUAAAGAAUAUUUGCGAUCUAGGCUGCUUAGUUGCAGUUUAGUUACCAGAUUGGCUACUGUUGUACUUAGAUGUAAAUAAUAAUAUCAUACAAAUGUUUUAGCCUCUUAAUUGUUCAAAUUUAAAUUGUAUUUUGUUGUAUAAUAUAAACAAAAACACACUGACAAUUUUAGUGUAUAAUAAAGCACUUUCGUGUACA
This is a messenger RNA of Nomia melanderi (Alkali bee), 1321 nucleotides long. RefSeq lists its product as uncharacterized. The record is from RefSeq and is a predicted model, not a curated record. Lineage: Eukaryota; Metazoa; Arthropoda; Insecta; Hymenoptera; Halictidae.